Molecule: messenger RNA, 2262 nt
Organism: Trichosporon asahii var. asahii CBS 2479
Lineage: Eukaryota; Fungi; Basidiomycota; Tremellomycetes; Trichosporonales; Trichosporonaceae
Product: peroxisome biosynthesis protein PAS1 (Peroxin-1)
Exons: 4
Coding region: 1-2262 (753 amino acids)
Cellular component (GO): cytoplasm
Molecular function (GO): ATP hydrolysis activity; ATP binding
Source: RefSeq, a predicted model, not a curated record
AUGUCUGACCCCAUCGCCACCCUCAACACGCUGCACGUCGAGUUUGAAGACAGCGGGUCUGAGAUCCCAGCUCUUCGGCGCACUCGCCGUGCUCACGUCUCCCCCGACCUACUGAAGGCGAAGAAGCUUCUCGCCGGAGAUUGGGUUCUGCUGCGAGGUACAGGCUCUCCGAUCGAGGACUCAACUGUUCCCAAGCCCCUCGGAUGGAUCGUGGCCCAGCUAUGGCCAAGAAUUGGACUCGAUGAAGAGAGUGAGUUCUGGUUCCCGGCGGCGGGUUCCAAGGGCAUUCUGAAGAACGUCACAGUCAAGCUUCUCAGCGAGCCGAAACCCUCGAAGGGCAGCGACGAGACUGGCCAGAAGCGCGAGGUCGAAUGGCAGCGUGCAGCUGUCAAGGAGGCUCUAGCUGCUGUCAAGUACGUUGCGCCGGGCUACGUCGUCACCCUAAGCGAUGAGGAGACGCAGUACGUUGUCACCGAGUACGAAGUCUCUGCCAAGGCUGCCGCUGCCCGAGCUGCCACCGCCGGUGCUCUCGCGAAGGAGCUGAAGUCUUUGAACCUGUCGGACAUUCCGGACGUGUACGAGGUCGAGUGGAGGACAAAGGUCUCCCUCGCAUCGGACGGGGAGGGCAAAGCCGGAUCGUCAGGAGCUUCCAAGUCUUCUUCGUACCUGCAGCUCGGUGGACUUGAGCCUCAGAUCAAGCAGGUCAAAGCUCUGCUCGAUUUGCCGCUGAGGAACCCCGAAGUUUUCACCCAGUUUGGCCUAACCCCUCCCCGCGGUCUGCUUCUCCAUGGUCCCCCGGGAACGGGUAAGACUGCGCUCGCUCGUGCGAUCGCCGCCUCGACGCCAGGCUGCAGCUGCAUUGUUGUGAAUGGACCGGAACUCUCGAGCGCCUUCCACGGUGAGACGGAGGAGCGGCUGCGGUCCAUCUUCGAGGAGGCGCGUAAGCGCUCCCCGUGCAUCAUUGUGCUGGACGAGGUGGAUGCGCUGUGUCCCCGCCGAGAUGGCGGAGAGGGUGGCGAGGUCGAACGUCGCGUCGUCGCCAUGCUUCUGACGCUCAUGGACGGCAUGACGUCUGACGCGAAGGAGCACGUCGUUGUCGUGGCCGCGACCAACCGUCCGAACAGCAUCGACCCCGCUCUUCGCCGGCCAGGACGCUUCGAUCGCGAGAUCGAGAUCGGUAUCCCGGACGCUGCGGGCCGGCGACAGAUUCUCGACAUCAUGCUGUCAAAGAUGCCGAAUGCGCUUUCGGCGGAGGAAAUUGCCUCGAUCGCGGCACGAACGCACGGCUAUGUCGGUGCCGACCUCGGGUCCCUUGUGCGCGAAAGCGCGUCUGCUGCUAUUCAGCGCUGGCACACGGCCGGCGGGGAAGGCAGCCCGCAGUUGACCUACGCCGACAUGCAGGCCACACUCCCCACGAUUCGACCCUCGGCGAUGCGCGAAGUGUUUGUCGAGACGCCGACGGUGCGCUGGAGCGAUAUCGGCGGGCAGGCGGAGGUCAAGCAGAAACUGCGCGAGUGCGUCGAGUGGCCGCUGACGCACGCGGACACCUUCGCCCGCCUGGGUGUCGACGCCCCCCGCGGCGUGCUUCUCUACGGCCCGCCCGGAUGCUCCAAGACGAUGACAGCCAAGGCGCUCGCUACUGAGAGUGGUAUCAACUUUAUCGCCGUCAAGGGACCGGAGCUGCUGAACAAGUACGUCGGCGAGAGCGAGCGCGCGGUGCGCGAGAUCUUCCGCAAGGCGCGAGCUGCCUCGCCGUCCAUCGUUUUCUUCGACGAGAUCGACGCCCUCGGUGCCGCCCGCGAUAUCGGCGAGGGCCACGGUGGAGUUUUGACAUCGCUCCUGAACGAGAUGGACGGUAUCGAGGCACUGUCCGGCGUCACGGUCGUUGCGGCCACGAACCGCCCCGAUGUUCUCGACGCGGCGCUCACUCGACCGGGACGUCUGGACCGUAUUCUCUACGUCGGUGCGCCGGACCUCUUGACAAGGCAGGAGAUCUUCAAGUUGCGCAUGAAGAGCAUGGCCGUCGAUCCCGAGGUUGACGUUGCCGAACUGGCCAGGAUCACCGAGGGCUGCUCGGGAGCAGAGGUCGCGAGUAUCUGCCAGGACGCGGCGCUGGCGACGAUGAACGAGGACCUCAACGCGCCCUUCGUCAAGAAGGAGCACCUGCUCAACUCGGCGCGCACGGUGCGGCGGCGCAUCACGCCCGAGAUGAUUGAGUUCUUCGAGCACUGGCGCGACCAGUCGGGUAUCCGCUCGGCGUAG